Messenger RNA from Cryptomeria japonica (Japanese cedar), 2901 nucleotides. Its product is annotated as protein root UVB sensitive 1, chloroplastic. The transcript has 8 exons. The coding region runs from base 133 to 2169 and encodes 678 amino acids. The record is from RefSeq and is a predicted model, not a curated record. Gene Ontology annotation, biological process: response to UV-B; developmental process. Gene Ontology annotation, cellular component: chloroplast envelope. Lineage: Eukaryota; Viridiplantae; Streptophyta; Pinopsida; Cupressales; Cupressaceae.
CAGUUAUCUCACUCAAUCCUGCCCGCCGGCAGCACCUAAUAAACACGGUAAGAGAAUCCCAAAUGCGAUCCGCCAAUAACUAGGAAUUACCUACAUGAAGCCUGGAGAUUAAAAUAUUACUAUGCUAAUUUCAUGGCGAUGAGCAUCUUCAAAUUCAACGACUCGACGAUAGUAGGAGUCAGCCGGGCAAAAUUAUCUCCUGAAAUUUCAAAUGGAGGAUUUCCGGUCAUUAGAGCAGAGAAAUUUCAUUUCGCAGCUCAAAGCUUUCGAAACCGUAGGUUUAAUCUUUGCAGCAAUGGAGGAAUUAUUAAGAAGGUUAGUUUGUACAAGACAAAGCAUCACGAUCAGACAUGCCGCCGCCUUAUUUAUUUUAGCAUGGCCUACGGUGGGGGAGUAGGAGGCGAUGGAGGGAGCCGUGGCGGAAACAGCGGAGGAAAUGGCCGUGACAAUGAGGACAAUGAUGAAUAUAGUGAUAUUAAUUAUUCGUUGUGGAAGGCGUCCUUGACUGGCCUGAUAAUAUGUUGGCAAGUUCUUGCUAAGGAUAGGUCUAAGAUGCCCUUAGACAGGGGUUUUAUAUUGAUGUCUUUGGCAGCCGGCUGUAUCUGGCACUGGCAGUCGUUCUCUGCUCUUGCUAAAACUGCAAUUACUGACAGCCUUCCCAUUCCAUUAAACAGCAAUCCAGAUAAUCCUGAAAAUAAAACUGCAGAGGCAGGGGAUGCACCUGAUUUCGUGUGGGAAGUUAAAGGUGGGAAAUGGAGAAGAAUUAUAUCAAAUCAUUUGAAAGAUGAUUUUUUCGUGGAAGGGAGAAUUGCAGGUCAGGACGAGACUUCCGAGCUACAUAGAGGGAAGGAAUUUUCUAAGGUUGAUACAGGAAUACGCAGGAAAAGCUUGAAAAAUAUUUUUUCAAUCUCAAUAGGACGCUGCAAAGACUUUGUUCUUCAUCUUAUGCUACCAGAAGGAUAUCCUGGGAGUGUGAGUAAUGAUUAUUUGGACUAUUCUCUAUGGCGGAUGGGUCAGGGUAUUGCCAGUCAAAUGAACUCUGUUCUGACAACUCAGGCAUUACUUUAUGCUAUAGGAUUGGGUAAAGGUGCUAUUCCAACAGCUGCAGCAGUGAAUUGGGUCCUGAAAGAUGGCAUUGGCUACCUGAGUAAAAUUCUGCUAUCUAAGUAUGGGCGUCAUUUUGAUGUUCAUCCAAAGGGUUGGAGACUUUUUGCAGAUAUUUUAGAAAACACUGCCUGUGGUAUGGAGCUCUUAACUCCUGUAUUUCCUCACCUUUUUGUCUAUCUUGGUGCAGUUGCAGGAGCUGGCCGUUCAGCAGCAGGUUUGAUUCAGGCUGCUACAAAGAGCUGUUUUUAUGCGGGAUUUGCUGCACAACGUAAUUUUGCAGAGGUAAUAGCCAAGGGUGAAGCUCAAGGAAUGGUGAGCAAAUCUCUUGGAAUUAUGUUUGGUAUUGCCUUGUCAAGCUAUGCUGGCUCAUCGGGAUCAUUAUUGAUGGCGUCUUUUGUGAUAGUGACUGGGAUUCACAUGUUCUGCAAUCUUAAAUCAUACCAAGCUGUUCAACUACGAACCUUGAAUCCGUAUCGUGCAAGUUUAGUAUUCAGCGAGUACCUUUAUAGUGGCUGCAUCCCUACUGUGAAGGAGGUCAAUGAUGAGGAACCCAUAUUUACUCGAGUACCUUUCCUCAAUGCUCAAUUUAAUUCAUGUCUAUUUCAGAUAUCAAGUCAGGUACUUUCCCCAGAAACAAAGAAGGCAGCGGAAGAAAUCAAUGCAAAACUGCAAUUGGGAUCUAAGUUCAAUAAUGUCAUACAUAGCAAGGGGGAAGCAGAUGCUCUAUUUGAUCUAUACCAAAAUGAAAAGUAUCUUUUAGCUGAAAAUGCCGGUAAAUUUAAUGUUAUGCUUAAGAGUGGGGCUUCUCCUCAAGAUAUGUUGAGAGCAAUGUUCCAAAUUUGUUACCUUUAUUGGCUUGAAAGGCAUUUAGUUAUCAAAUCCAGAAAUAUCAUUAGUGAUUGUGAGCCUGGGGGGAAACUAACACGAUCUCUUGAAUACAUGCAGAGGGAAUUUGAUGCUCUCCAACAAAAUGCAACAACAGUAGGUUGGCUUCCUGAUGGGCUAGUUGCUCGGCCAUUGCCCUUUAGGUUGCAUGUAGAUAAUAUCCUUCCUGGCCAGUGACAUUCAAGUUCUUGAUUACGAUAUUCCUUACUGAUUUCAAAUCACAUUGUCUAUUAACGUAUCUCUCUUGAAUAAUUCUUGGAGCUAGUGGUUUGUUUCAGAACCCUGGGAGUUAGCACCAGCAAUUACAGUGAAUAUAUUUUUUUGCAUUGGGACAGGGUUGAAGCUACAAAAUCCAAAUUCAGGGCAACAUGCAGAAGUUGGUUAUACCAAGGCCAGAAACUCGACUAACCAUAAUUCUCUUUUCACAUGUCUUGGGCUGUAAUGGUUCAGUCAUAUGAAUGCCAUGAAAACUUGCUCUAUAUACUCUAAAUUACAAGAGUAUGGAACAUGGUGGAAAAGAAAGCUCUUAGCUCUUAUGUUUAACUACUUCUGAUAUCAUUCCACAUUCAUAUGGUUCUUUGGUGAUAUAAUUGGUUUAAGAUGUUCAUUUGAUCAUAUAACAAGGAAGUGCUGUCUGGUUGAGCUUAUCCGGAAACAAACAAAUUCACAUUAAUUUUGCCCCAACUGGAAUUUUGGGGGCCAUAAAAAUAUUUAUCCACAAUCAUUUUACUUAUUUCUAAUCAGUUAUUCAUACAAAUCUGGUGCAAAAUUUCACUUCCAUCAGUUGUAGAACACGUGACUUGGAAUUGUACAACAAUCAGUCCUCUAGAAAAAUUCUAGUAUUUUGUGUCUGUAAUUUCACAUUUUCCUAUACCGAUAUUAAUGAGUUGUGAAAUUGGUUAAUAAUUG